This is a messenger RNA of Westerdykella ornata, 1520 nucleotides long. RefSeq names its product citrate lyase-like protein subunit beta. Gene Ontology annotation, molecular function: catalytic activity; magnesium ion binding. The coding region runs from base 95 to 1072 and encodes 325 amino acids. The transcript has 2 exons. The record is from RefSeq and is a predicted model, not a curated record. NCBI's taxonomy places the organism in Eukaryota, Fungi, Ascomycota, Dothideomycetes, Pleosporales, Sporormiaceae. Gene Ontology annotation, biological process: oxaloacetate metabolic process.
UAGACUUACCUCCACUGCAAGAGAAACGCUAUUCCAACAUACCAAAAAGCCAAUUCCAGUUUACUUGAAGUCCUCUUAGCACGAAAACCCCAUCAUGGCUUCAGCUGCCCCUAUAAUCCGGCGGGCACUGAUGUACGUCCCAGCAUCCUCGCAGAAGAUGCUCUCCAAGGCCGCCUCCCUUAAGGUCGACACCAUAGCCUACGACCUCGAAGACUCCGUCGCGCCCGCUCAGAAAACUUCCGCACGCCACGCCCUUCGCCCCAUCCUCUCUCAACCACGUCCCCCCAACAUCAGAGAAACCUGCGUUAGGAUCAAUAGCGUAGAUAGCGGCCUCGCCCUCGAAGAUCUCACCGAAGUCCUCAAAGGCGAACACCUCGACGCCAUCAUGCUACCAAAAUGCCAAUCGGCGGCAGACCUCCACUUCGUCACCGACGUAAUCCGACAUCUCCUCCCAGAUAGACACCCCUCGUCCCCUUCCUCCUCCACACCUCCGAACUCGAAACCCCCGAUUCGCAUAAUUGCGCUCAUAGAAUCCGCCCUCGCAGUUCAAAACCUGCCCUCCAUAACGCAAGCGUCGCCCUACCUCUCCGGCCUGGUCUUCGCAGCAGAGGACUUUGCGCUCGACUUGUCGCUCACGCGAACCCCGUCCUUGACCGAAUUCCUCUACGCAAGAAGCGCCAUCGCGACGGCGGCGCGCGCAGCCAAUUUGCCGUCGACCAUCGACCUCGUGUGUACUGCGUACAAAGGACCUCAGGGGCUCGCGAGGCUGGAGGAAGAGUGCCGCAAUGGCAAGGGGAUGGGAUUCAAUGGGAAGCAGUGUAUCCACCCGAGUCAGAUCGAGGUGUGUCAGCGGGUGUUUUCGCCGGGGGAAGAGGAAGUCGAGUGGGCUGUUCGGGUGGUGGUUGGGGACCGGAAUGCGCAGGCGAUGGGGCGGGGCGCGUGGACGCUGGAUGGGAAGAUGAUUGAUAGGCCGGUGGUAGGAAGGUGUGAGGCCAUUCUGACGAGGGCGGAGAUGUGUGGGGUGGAUGUUGAGCGUGUGAGGGAGAAGUGGAAGGGGCAGGAGCCUGAGUAAGGGAGGAUGAGGAAGGAUUGAGCUGGUAUAGCGGUUUGCAUGGUGCGUUGCAUACUCUCGCAUUUCUCAUGGAUGUGUUCUAUCCUCCUCCUGGGGAGCAUGUGGCAAUUCUGUCUUUCAGUCAUGGAUACGUACAGAUGCUGCUUGUGUCUCGCUCAAAUCAGUCAUCCUUGCGGCUCGAGAAUGCCUUGUACAUAGUAGACGUCACAUGCAUUGGUUGACGAGAAACUCCAUCUUGGUUGUGAGCAUAAUGCGUACUACAUCAGGUCGUAUACUGGCCACGCUAAACACCCGACUCAAGACACGGUGCGUAUAGAGGAAUGCUCGCAGGGAAUUUUUUUCUCCUCGUAUCUUACAAUGGGUUCUCUGUAUCGAUCUGUGCUUCAUCGUACAGUAGGAAAAAGGGUUGUCUGGCGGAGGUGGUUGCUGCAUGCAAGCUGUAAGAAGU